Molecule: messenger RNA, 3261 nt
Organism: Tetrahymena thermophila SB210
Lineage: Eukaryota; Ciliophora; Oligohymenophorea; Hymenostomatida; Tetrahymenidae
Product: RNA recognition motif 1 in heterogeneous nuclear ribonucleoprotein hnRNP protein
Exons: 4
Cellular component (GO): ribonucleoprotein complex
Molecular function (GO): RNA binding
Source: RefSeq, a predicted model, not a curated record
AUGGAUAAGGGAGGUUGUGGUGAUUAGAAGAAUAUAUUAAUUGUAUUACACGGGGAUUUAAAAAUAAAUAACUAGAAAAACCUUAGUGAUGGUCAUCAAAAUAAUGCCAGCACUGGUAAUAGUAAUAUUGGGGUGGUGGAAGAGAAGACAAGCGAAGAUCUUUAGCAACAACAACAACAACAACAAAUACAACUUCAAACAUUAACAACAUUAUCAACAAUUACUUCAUCUUAAUUAUCGGAAUUAUGCUGGGAGGUUUUUGAUCUGCAAAACAAAAAAAGUCUUACGGAUGUUCAAUCUAUCAAGCAGGAAGAUUUUAAUUUGUAGAGUAUUUAAAGCUAUAUUCAAGAUAUUUCUUAAGACCCUACAAUAUAAAUUUCAUUUUUAAUUUCUGAUUCAUAACUUUAUUCUGUUUUGUAAGGGAUGAGUAAUUUGAACUGGAUUUACAAAUAUGAGAUAUUUGACAUCUUACAUUAAGCAGAGUUAAUAUUUUCUGAUAAAAAAGAUUCCAUAAAAGACUUGAUUAAUUACUUCUCAUUUUAGAAUGAUUAGUAAACAGCUUAAAAAUCUGAAACUUUUUAGACAGCUACGUUAAUAUCUAAAAUUGUCUCUAUUAUGCUCAGGACAACUAUCCCUUUCAAAGAUCCACUGAAUUAAGAAAUUUUGAAAUUAAAGAAUCAGAACCUGACUUCUAAGAUGGAAAACAAAGAAUCUUAAAAAAAUAUUUUAUAAAGUCCUUAAUUAAAAAUUAUAAGAUAGUCAAGUGAAAGCUCAAAUUAGAGACAAAUUAUAGAUAAAGAAGAGCUAUGGAGUGAUCCAAAAGGCUUGCUUAUUAAUGGUGGUUCACAUUAUUUCUUGAAACUUAGAGGGAUACCUUAUAAUGCAAAAGAGUCAGAAGUUUAAGACUUUUUAGGUUUAACAUUAGACAAGUAUCAAAUGGUUUUUAAAUAUGAUAAAAAUGAAAAAUUUACAGGAGAAUGCUUUAUUAAAGCAAAGGAUCAAGAUCAAUUUGAUAAAAUAAAAAGUAUGCAUAAAAAAACUAUGAAAAAUAGGUAUAUUGAGAUAUUUGUAGCUGAUAAAAUUGAAUUUGUUUAAGCUUAAGAAUCAUAAAAUAUGAAUGAUAGUAACUUUUACUUAACUGAAAAAGGUAAUUCAUCUAACUUAGGGCAUGGAUUAGGACAACUAAUUACAUCCUCAAGUAAGAAAGAAAGUGAUAAUUAGAUUAAAGAUAGAAAGAAGGCAUCUAGAAGAGAUGUAUCGAGAAGUAGAAGCUCCAGAAGUAAAGAAAAGACUUCUAAAAGUAGCAGCAGAAAAUCUAAUAGCUUUUCCUCAUCUUCUUCAUAAUCAUCAUCUUCACAUAUUAGGACUUAAGACAGCUAAAGUGAUAGUAAAUAUUCUAAGUCUGGUAGUAGAAGUGAUUCUUAUCAUUAUCUAAGGCUAAGGGGACUUCCCUUCAAUGCCAGAGAAGCUGAAAUCUAAUAAUUUUUAGGAAUAAGUUUAGAAUAAGAUUAAAUUACUUUUAAGCAUGACAAUGAUGGCAGAUUUAGUGGUGAGUGUGUCAUUAGAACUAAGGAUCAAAACUAACUAGACAAAAUAAAAGAUAAGCACAUGAGAAAUAUGGGUAAGAGGUAUAUUGAAGUAUUUGUUGCUGAAUAAAGUGAUUUUGUUCGUGCUUAAGAUUCUCAAAUUAUUGAUGAUUAAAAAGUUGGUAUAUCCUAAAUUAAUUCACAAAUAGACCCAAAUCUUCUUUAGAGUGCAAACAUUGUUAAAAUAAGAGGUUUACCAUAUAAUGCAACGGACUAAGAUAUCUAAAAAUUCUUCAAAGAUUCACAAAUUGUUCAAAAUGGUAUUUAAAAAGUCUAUGAUGGAAAAAGACCUUCAGGUGAGGCUUUUAUUAUAUUUGCUACAAAGCAGGAUGCUCAAAAAGCUAUAGAAAAAGAUAAAGAAAAAAUGGGCAGUCGUUAUAUUGAAAUAUUUUUGAGUCACUUAAAAGAAUUUACUAACCACAUAAAAAAGAGAAAAUCCUACUCUGGAAGCAAUGGCAAUUCGAACGGAGGCUCAAGCUCUUCUAAUUCAUCUAAUAAGUUUUCAAAUCACGGAAAUAACGGAAAUCGCUACGAUAAACAUUCUAACAGCUCAGGGGGAUUUUCAAAUCAUAAUAAUCAUGGAAGAAAUAAUAAUAACGAAGGCAGGUUCAAUAACCAUCACUCUAGAUACAGUAACUCACCUCACCGUAAUUAUGGUAACAACGGAAAUAACCAUAAUAACUCCUAAAACGGAUCAGGUUUUUAUAAAAAAGGAAAUGGAUAGACAAAUGGAAAUUAUGAUCGUAACGCAAAAGGUUUUUAGGAAAAUUAGUAUUCAUCUAAAUUUUCAAAUAAUGAAGAGAAAUUUAGCAACAUGAAUCAUAGCAGCAGCAGUAGUAGUAAAGGAUACUCGAAUAACUACAAUAAUAAUUAAAAUUAAAUGCAUAGUAAUAAUGGUAACGGUAAUCAUAAUUAUGGAAACAGAAAUAAUAGCAAUUAUUAAAACGAUUUUAGUAGAAAUUUUAAAAACAAAGGGAAGGAAGACUAAGGAAAAUACAGUGGAAGCAAUAAGUAAUAUGAUAAUAACUAAUUUAAUUAAUCUUAAUAACACAAUUAAUAUUAACACCAAUCUUAGUCAAACCAUAACUAGCAACAAUAGCCUUACAGUAAGAAUUAAGGAGGACCUUAAACUUAAAAUGAUGGUAAUUAUUAUGGAGGAAAUUAUGAUUACCAAUACUAAAAUUAAUAAUAAAAUAAUUCUUAAUAAAUGAAUUAACAUUAAUCUUCAUCUGGAUACCAUUAAGAAAACAAUUAGCUUAACAAAAAUUAUAAUAAUAACUCAAAUGAAAAUUAAUAAUAUUCUCACCAUCAACCUAGCUAAUAGUAAAGCUACUAUAAUAAUAACUCUAAUUCAGGCUAAUAUCAUUAAUAAUAAUAGUAGUAUUAAAAUUAAUAGUAUAACUAAAAUAACUCUUUUGAUCCUUAGCAUCAACCAAUUAAUUAUAGUUAGUAUAGCAAUUAAAAUAACCAUAAUUAAUAGAAUUAUCCUCCUAACAACUACUACGGUUAAAAUUAACAAGAUCACCAUUCAUAGUAGCAGAAUCAUUUAAACAUAGGUUAAUAAGGUCAUCCUUUAAAUACGAAUGGAUCUCAAAACUCUCAACCAUAAUACUACCAACAAAAUAUGUUUGACAUUCAACACCAACAACAAUAAUAGCAAUAUCGCUAUUACUGA